Molecule: messenger RNA, 2268 nt
Organism: Gadus macrocephalus (Pacific cod)
Lineage: Eukaryota; Metazoa; Chordata; Actinopteri; Gadiformes; Gadidae
Gene: cldn10e
Product: claudin 10e
Exons: 5
Coding region: 268-1248 (326 amino acids)
Biological process (GO): bicellular tight junction assembly; cell adhesion
Cellular component (GO): bicellular tight junction; plasma membrane
Molecular function (GO): structural molecule activity
Source: RefSeq, a predicted model, not a curated record
GGCCGUGAGAGCUCGGCACACCGCCGCCUCUCACACGCAGCGGCCUGCAACACGAAACGGUCGUUCCACACCUCACUCGGAGCUCCCUGUGAAUCGCUAUGGACUUCCGAUGGCCAAAUUAGGAGUUAGCAAGGUGAAGAGAACGCCGCAAUACAAAGAAAAACAUCACGUCUAGAGGGAUCGUGAUUCCUUGGCAACGUCUGUCAAGACGCCGCCCCCCUCUCCCCCCAAAAAAGAGACUAACACCCCGAGGGGUUCCCAGCAGCGAUGAAGAUCCGUGUGGUCCAGAUCUGGGGGUUUCUGAUGACGGUGCUGGGCUGGAUCUUCGUGGCCUGCACCAUAGCCAUGGAGGGCUGGAAGAUCACCUCCAUUGGUGGGAUGGGGGGCUCGUCAAUCAUCAAGAUAGCCUGGUUCUGGUCCAGCCUUUGGCGGGCUUGCUUCACCGACUCCACGGCCGUCACCAACUGCUACGACUUCCCCGUGCUCUGGUCCGUGGAUGGCCACAUCCAGAUAGUGCGUGGGCUGCUAAUGGGGUCGCUGGCGGUGGGCGCGCUGGGCUUCGUGCUCAGCAUGAUGGGCAUGGAGUGCACCUUCCUGGGUGGGAAGGAGAAGCCCAAACACAGGAAGGUCUACGCAGGGGGAUGCUUCCACAUACUCAGCGGUAUCCUGUCAACGUGCGGGUAUGUGGUCUAUGCCCAGUACGUCUCUGGAGAAUACUUCAACCCCCAUUUUGAAGGACUGAAGUUUGACCUGGGGACCCCUCUCUUCCUGGGCUGGGUGGGCUCUGCGUUUCACAUUACUGGCGGAUGUUUUUACCUGUGGGCCUCAUGCAAGCCGCUGUGUGGAGGAAAAGUGACGACUAUCGUGAUUCCCGCCGUUCCUGAGCUUCCUGAGACGACAACGGCCUUGUCCACCGUGUCUGAGAUCCCAUCCAAGAGCAAGGUCUCCACCUCCUCCACCUCCUCCUCCUCUUCCUCCACCGCUCGUUCCGAUGUGUCCGGGAUCUCGUCGAGGGCCGAACGUUCCUCCGGGUCUUCCAGGUCUUCCAGAUCAUCCGGGUCUUCCAGGUCGGCGGGGCGUCCCUCUCGGUCCCGGGCCGCCAGAUCAUCAGCCUCGGAGUCGGGCCGCUCGUCGAGGUCCAGCCGGUCGUCUCGCUCCAGCGGGGCUGGGGGCGCUGGGACAGUAUCGUCUCGGUCCGCUGGGUCCAGGAGUGACCGCAUACCCUUCUUGAAUACCAACUACGUUUGAAAUAUAUUUAAAGGUGACAUAUCAUACCAACAGGUGUGAGUGGGAUUAACCGCUACAAGCCGAUUUGAAAAUCGGCCUCUUCUGACAUCACAGGUGGGCGUGUCCACCUAGAUGUGUGACGGAUAGAUGUGCAAUGUUUGCUGCAGUCCGCUGGGUAGGCUGGUAGACUGAUCUAUCCAGCACACAUCUAGGUGGACACGCCCACUUGUGAUGUCAGAAUUAAAAAAUGCUUGUAACGGCUAAUCACACUCACACCUGGUAUAAUAUGUCACCUUUAAGUACAAUAGUGUGCAAUUACAUUACAGGUUCUCUCCAGAUUCGAUUGUGCGUUUUUGUCGACCGUGAAUCAGAAUGGAUGUAUGGAUAUUGUUUUUGCUUGAUCAAUUAGUUUGGCAAUUGGGUUUAUUGGUUUUCUAUUCAUCAUUUCUGUUCAUUCCGUCCUGUGGAUUGUGAAUAGGGCUUGUCUGGUCAUCUUCACUGUAUUUUUUAUCAAUUCCUCAAACACUCCUUUAAUCUCAACUCCUCCUGUUGUCCUUCAACCCCUGCUCAUCAGCGGGAAACCAAAGAAAAAAAAAAAAUAUAUAGCCACUAAAUAAUUUAUUGUUACAGAUACCACCAAAAUGUAGAUAUAUUUUAGAUUUUUAUAUAUUUUUGGCCCAUUGACACAUAAGGAACUGGUUCAGGGAUAGACAUGUGUAUAUAGGUAGGAGUGUCACAGCACUGUUACAUUUACGUUAGCAUUUAUAUAAAUAACACCGUACUGUGUUACUAGGAUUACGAUCCAAAAUGUCAGCCGCUCUGGAGCCAUGUGGAAAGAUUUCUCCAGAACGUAAUGGGGAUAUUGUUUGACACAACAGCCUAAUGCUUGAAUUGUUUCAAUAAAGAGGAUAUCAAUGCUAGGAAGCUAUUGGGAAACCUUUACUGUACUUUCUACCAAAGAUUCAAAGUUAUGCUAUACAUUGGUUUGCCAAUGAUGUACAUAAAUAAAACUGAAUAAAUACCUUUUGUGGUCAAAUGCUA